AUGUCACUCGAUGACAUCAAUAAACUAGAACCGAAUGGAAGUACAGCUUUACAUGUUGCAUGUUAUUAUGGUCAUUAUGAUAUUGUUAAGAUGCUCUUAGAUGCAGGUGCAUCUCGUUCCAUACGCAAUCGACAGUUCAGUUUAACUGCAUUUGAGGAAGCACAUACCGACCAAAUUCGAAGAUUGUUUUAUCGUGUGAAUAAUACAAAUAAUAUAAUAUCUGAUGUAGACAACGAUCGUUUUACCGGAUUAUCUGGACAUACAGAAUGGGUAGUGGAGUCUAAACAGGCAGCAGAUUGGAAGAUCAAUCUCUAUAAAUGGCUAAAACUUGAACAAUCUUUCGAUGAAGUGAUUGCUUUUCUCAAUGAGCAUUACAUAGAUGAUUAUGUGGCUCGAGCAUGCAAUUCUGAUCAGGAUAAGCAAGUGAUUCAAUGGUUCUUUCGUCAAGCGGCUUUAGAGCAAAAUGCUCAAUAUAUUGUAAAAGCAUACACGUCUGUCACUCAAUUUUAUACUAUAGUUAAUACUCAUAUGGCUAAAUUUCUGUUGCGGUUCUUUCGUUGGAACUAUGAUGCACGACACGCUAACACAUUGGAGAAAUCUGUCGGUUAUUUAGCUUCCAUAUUUAUAUAUCAUCCCGAUUUACGUUCUCUCAGUUAUACAGGUACAACUUACAGAGGAAUGAUACUUAGUCAACAUGAUCUUUCUAUUUACAAUGUUGGCAAGCGAUUAUUGAAUAAAUCAUUUCUUUCAACAUCACUUGCUCGUCAUAUAGCUGAGUUAUUUGCUGGAGCUGGUAAUUCAAAAUCUAUGCGACGAAAUUUAAAUCAUGAGCUUAUCCAAUAUAUGACACUUUGCAUCUAUAACAUCAGAAAUCCAGAUACAGCAUUACAAAUUGGAACAAUUUCCGAAGUACCAUUAGAACAAGAAGUACUUAUAAUGCCAUUGUGUGCUUUUCAAAUCAAAUCGAUUAGAAAAAACUUAGGCAACGAAAGCAAUAUUGAUGUUGAAAUAGAACUGGAAGAGUGCAUUUGUAGUGACUUUGAUGAUAUUAAUCAAUCAACAGAAUGUGUGCCUAAGAGCCCAGAUUCACGAAUAGUAUGCUAG
Rotaria sp. Silwood1 is the source of this 1104-nucleotide messenger RNA. The record is from the annotation of a GenBank genome assembly. Lineage: Eukaryota; Metazoa; Rotifera; Eurotatoria; Philodinida; Philodinidae.